This is a messenger RNA of Patella vulgata (common limpet), 662 nucleotides long. RefSeq names its product dCTP pyrophosphatase 1. Gene Ontology annotation, molecular function: nucleoside triphosphate diphosphatase activity. The coding region runs from base 73 to 558 and encodes 161 amino acids. The record is from RefSeq and is a predicted model, not a curated record. Gene Ontology annotation, biological process: nucleoside triphosphate catabolic process. NCBI's taxonomy places the organism in Eukaryota, Metazoa, Mollusca, Gastropoda, Patellidae. The transcript is spliced from 4 exons.
UGACCUCAAACUUAAACAAACCAUUGCUUAUGUCAUAAAUUGAUUUGAACACGUGCUUCCUAAACAAUAAUAAUGUCAGACAUCAAUAAUAGCUCAAUUCCCAAGCAAAUUAAACUGGAUGCAACAUUUCCAUCUGUCCUGGAGAAUGAACACAACACGAAUGCUUCUAACAACGAUGUUCAUGAAUUUAAAUUCAGUAAUGAAUUAUCCCUAGAAACAAUAAGACAGAUCCAACAAGAAUUUUGUAAAGAAAGAAACUGGGAUCAGUAUCAUUCCCCGAGAAAUAUACUGUUGGCUUUAGUGGGAGAAGUGGGUGAGCUGUCAGAAAUCUUUCAGUGGAAAGGGGAAGUAAAAGAGGGCCUUCCAGAUUUUUCAAAGAAAGAAAAAGAUCAUGUUGGGCAAGAAAUGAGUGAUGUGUUGAUUUAUCUAAUAAGAAUGGCUGAUCGAUGUAAAAUUGACUUAUCCACUGCUGUAACUGAUAAAAUUAAACAAAAUAAACUCAAAUAUCCAGCAGAUAAAGUGUUUGGAAAAAGUGAAAAAUAUACAGAAUAUGAUUGAAGAAGGGACAGAAGAGUUUUGCGAGGACAAAUCAGAUUUUAUUUCAUCCAUUUUAUAGCUCUCACAUGAUUAUUGACAUUCAAAAUAAAACCUAUUUUAACACA